AUGGCUAAGAAAGGGCGUGCAAAGGGCGAGAAGCCUGAGGCGCUCAUCGCUGCCCUUCAGGCAGCCAACGAAGAUCUCAGGUCAAAGCUGACUGACAUCCAGAUUGAGCUACACCAAGAAAAAUGCAAGGUGAACAAGCUGGAGCGCGACAAGGUUCAGGAGGUGAAGCGGGUACGGGAACAAGAGCAGCACCGCCACACAGCGGCGCUCACAGAGCAGCGGGCCAAAUGGCAUGAGGAGAAGCAAAAGGAGCUCCAGGCUCUCCGGGAAAACCUGACACGGCAGCAUGAGCAGGAGCUGGCCCGCCACGCCAAGAUCAAGGACCAGGAGAACCAGCGUCUCAAAGCUACACUGAGCGCCAUGCGCGACGGCAGCGGCGAGAAGGUGCGUACAGCACUGACCCUAGAAGCCAAGGAGGAGGCGCGCCGGUUCUUCGACCAGGAGCGAGUCAAGCUCCUGCAGGAGAUUGCUGAGCUGAAGUCAUCCAAAAAGCAGACAGAUGAGGCCCUCAGCAACAUGAUCCAAGCAGACAAGAUGAAGGCUGGAGACCUCAGGGUGGAGCACCAGCAGCACCAGGAGCAAAUCUCCAAGAUCAAGUGGGACUGUGAGAGGGACAUCCGCAGACUGGUGGAUGAAAUCAAAUCUAAAGACCGCACCAUCUUUGCUCUUGAGAAGGAAUUGGAGUCCACAUCAGGUUUCCUGCAAAAGCUGCAGUUGCAGAAGGAUGCCCUUGAUGAACAGCUGUUCCUGGUGAAGGAGGCUGAGUGCGGUCUGGGAAGUCCCAAAAGGGAGAUCCCUGGGCGAGCUGGGGAUGGGGCCGAGCACUGUGGAAGCCCGGACAUGAGGAGAAACCAGAGACGCAUUGCAGAGCUCAACUCCACCAUACGCAAACUGGAGGACCGCAACUCGCUGCUGGUGGAUGAGAGGAAUGAACUGCUGAAGCGAGUGCGAGAGUCAGAGAAGCAGUGCAAGCCACUGCUGGACAAAAACAAACUUCUGAAUAAGAGGAACGACGAUUUGGCCCAGACACUCCAGAGGCUGGAGGAGAAACUCAAGAGCCUGGCUAAGGAGAACUUGGAGAUGAAAGAGAAGAUCAGCUCGCACCCUCCACUGAAGAAACUCAAGUCUCUGAAUGACUUGGACCAGGCCCAUGAUGACCAGGAGAUCGCCUUCCUCAAGCUGCAGGUUUUGGAGCAGCAGAGCAUGAUUGAUGAGCUGACUAGAGAUAGAGAAAAACUUUUAAGAAAGAAGAGGCAUAAACGAAGUUCCAGGCCAAUAAAGAGGCACAUUGUUGUUGACACCUUCUUUGGCUAUGAUGAGGAGUCCAUGGACUCAGAGACAUCAUCAGUGGCCUCAUAUCUCAUGGAUCGAACCCCUGCCACCCCUGAUGAAGACCUGGUUGAGGGUCUAGCUAAUGAGGAGUCUGAGCUGCGUUUCCGUCAGCUGACCAGAGAGUACCAGGCCUUACAAAGGGCAUAUGCUCUGCUGCAGGAGCAGAAAGGAGGCAUGCUGGAUGCUGAGAUGGAAGCCAAGGCUCAGGAGCAGCUCCAAGCAGACGUUCUCAGGUAUAAGGCUAAAAUAGAGGAUUUGGAGAAGGAGUUGACCCUGAAAGGACAGGACUCUAAAUGGGUGGAAGAGAAGCAGCUCUUCUUACGAAGGAAUCAGGAGCUUUUGGAGAAGAUGGAGAAGAUGGAGUCAGAGUCCUGCCGGCUACAGCAGGAACUUCAAGACUCGAAAGACCAGAAUGAGCUGCUGGAGUUCAGAAUACUGGAACUGGAGGAGCGUGAAAGAAGAUCUCCUCCAUUCAACCACUUGAGGAUGCAUCCCUUCUCUGAGGGGGUCAGCGCUCUGCAGAUCUACUGUAUGAAAGAAGGGGUCAAGGAUGUGUGUAUACCUGAUCUCAUCAAACUCCUAGAUAUCCUGGGAGACAACGGAAACUUACGAAAUGAGGAACAAGUGGCCAUUAUUCAAGCUAGCACUGUUUUAUCACUAGCUGAAAAGUGGAUCCAGCAGAUAGAGGGGACCGAGGCUGCCCUGCACCAGAAGAUGGUGGACCUAGAAAUAGAGAUGGAGAUGUUCUGUAAACAAAAAGGAUAUCUAGAAGAAGAGCUGGACUACAGGAAACAAGCGCUGGACCAGGCCUAUAUGCAAAUCCAAGAGUUGGAAGCAACUUUAUAUAAUGCCCUGCAGCAAGACAAGGUGAUAAAAUAUGGCGAGCCUCUGGAUGAGCUGCAGAGAGACGAGUUACGGGCGGCGGUGGAGAAGCUGAGGAGGCAGAUGCUGAGAAAGAGCCGCGAGUACGACUGCCAGAUCCUUCAGGAGAGAAUGGAACUUCUUCACCAGGCUCACCAGAGAAUCCGUGACCUGGAGGAUAAGACGGACAUCCAGAGAAGACAGAUAAAAGACCUGGAGGAAAAGUUUUUGUUUCUGUUCUUGUUCUUUUCUCUUGCUUUUAUCCUCUGGCCUUGA
Molecule: messenger RNA, 2469 nt
Organism: Lampris incognitus (smalleye Pacific opah)
Lineage: Eukaryota; Metazoa; Chordata; Actinopteri; Lampriformes; Lampridae
Gene: jakmip2
Product: janus kinase and microtubule interacting protein 2
Exons: 22
Coding region: 1-2469 (822 amino acids)
Molecular function (GO): kinase binding; microtubule binding
Source: RefSeq, a predicted model, not a curated record